AUGACGGACCCGAGACACCCCGAAGGGCAAGACGAGGUUGCAGAGCGGCCUUUCUCAGAGCAGGGUAUCAAUCUCGACCACUCCCAGCUAUACACCAGCAGUCAUGAUGAAGGGACAUGGCCUUGGCUAGUCUCUCCUGUGGAAAGCAUUGGAUCCACAAACGAUGCCUCGGAUCUAGACUUUGACUGGUUCACCGGCCUGCCAGGACAAGAACAAGAGGCAGCACCUCUCGGAUUUGAGCCAACCGGGACCACCGAGGACCCCCAGUUCAAUGUCACACAGCUGGCUCUCCAUCAGCAAGUGCAAAACGACGACUUCUUCGCCAAGAUUGGGGCCUGGCGUCCGCCCGCACCAUGCAGCCACUGCCGGCGCCUCCGGUUGCAGUGCUUCAUCAUCCAGAGAAAGGCCGCCAACCCGAACCCCUUCCUCGCCUGCUCCAGCUGCGUGGCACUGUAUCGCGAGUGCAGCCUCUCUGGGCAAGAGAAACGCCCGCCGUUGCCUUUUGAGACUGCGAGGCCCGUUGUAGGCCAGCUACACGGCGUCAACGAGGAGGUCUUCUCCAUGGACGACCUUCUCGGCAUCGGCAACGUGGACGUGCCAUCGCUGGCCGCAGCACCUACGCCGAUGCCCGUGUUACAGCCCUCGGGCAAGAGGUCGAACUCGCGGCUGGUCGGCAGGACGAAGCCGCUGAGGAACUGGUUCGCGAAUCACCUCGACCACCCCUACCCGUCAGACCAGGACAAGACCACCCUGGCGGAAGAGUCCGGCCUCAGCCGCUCGCAGGUCAUCAACUGGUUCACCAACGCCAGGCGGCGGCACCGGCACUCCGCUCGGGACAUGUCGAAGACCGUGUUCGCUCAGGGCUCGCCGGUGCCGCAGAUGCUGACCUCGCAGAUGACGCCCUUCGAGCGAUGGCGCCACUCCCCGCCCGAGGAAGACCCGGUCUCGGCUGCCGCCAUCGAGGAAGCCCUCCAGACAGGCUCCUCGAGCACGACGGACAGCUUCGUCCAGUCGAACAGCCUUUCCUAUGCCCACAGCGGAUCGGACUCGUGCAUAUCGCCCCAUCUGCUCUGGAAGCACACGCACACACCCUCGGUAUCGUCGAGCCGCUCCUCCUUCUCCACCGACUCUCAGUCCGCCUUCUCCCUCUCGGCCCGGGGCUCAGAGGACGGGAGACCAGCCGUCCCGGCACCGCCCGCCCGGAGGUCCCAGGGCGCGCGGGGCUUCCCCUGCUCCGUCUGCAGCCGCACCUUCUCCAAGCGGCACGACGCGCGCCGCCACGAGCGCACGGUACACCACCUCCGCGGCGCCGGCGACGCGGCCUGGAUCUGCGGCAUACCCUUGCCGCGCGGAGGCCAAGGGCAGCAGCAGCCGCCCUUCGCGACGUGGCGCGUCGGGCAGAGCGGCCCCGAGUGCGUGUUCUGCGGGCACGCGGCGCCGACGGAGGAGCACUUCCGGUCGCACGAGUGGGAGGCGUGCGCGCAGCGGGCGGUGCCGGACCGCACGUUCAGCCGCAAGGACCACCUGUGGCAGCACCUGUGCAAGUUCCACGGCUGCCGGAAGUGGGAGGGGUGGACGCCCGACCUGGAGCUGCUGCGCGGAGGGGGGGAGGGGCUGGGCAGUAGAGCCCUCUGA
This is a messenger RNA of Thyridium curvatum, 1635 nucleotides long. RefSeq lists its product as uncharacterized. Gene Ontology annotation, biological process: regulation of DNA-templated transcription. Gene Ontology annotation, molecular function: DNA binding; DNA-binding transcription factor activity, RNA polymerase II-specific. Bases 1 to 1635 code for a protein of 544 amino acids. The transcript has a single exon. Lineage: Eukaryota; Fungi; Ascomycota; Sordariomycetes; Thyridiales; Thyridiaceae. The record is from RefSeq and is a predicted model, not a curated record.